Messenger RNA from Poecile atricapillus (Black-capped chickadee), 6230 nucleotides. Its product is annotated as olfactory receptor 14J1-like. The transcript is spliced from 5 exons. NCBI's taxonomy places the organism in Eukaryota, Metazoa, Chordata, Aves, Passeriformes, Paridae. Gene Ontology annotation, cellular component: membrane. Bases 4007 to 4936 code for a protein of 309 amino acids. The record is from RefSeq and is a predicted model, not a curated record. Gene Ontology annotation, molecular function: olfactory receptor activity; G protein-coupled receptor activity. Gene Ontology annotation, biological process: G protein-coupled receptor signaling pathway.
GUGUAAUGGCACCGCGGAGCAUCACGGGAGUUCCAGGCACAGCGCCAAUGGCUCUCGGUGAGGCGCGGAGCAUGACGGGAGAUGGAGUCACGGCUGGAAUGGCGCUCUAUGUGCUCCGCGGAGCAUGAUGGGAGCUGUAGUCCCGGAAGUUGCUCGAAGGGGCCCAUGGGGCUCCGGGAAGACACUUGGGGGACACUUUUGUGUCCGAGCCGUGGCUGGAGGAGCUCGGGGGGAACGUGUACGGCUCGGGAGCACUUGGGGAGAGCCUGGGGAGCUCUAAGCGGGCUCUUUACGGCGCGGGGCAUGGCAGGGCCGGGGACGCCAUUUUGGGGAGCAGUGGCGGUGAUCUCCCGACGGGACAGGGACAUGAGAGCAAAGGGGCCGGGGACGCCAUUUUGGGGAGCAGUGGCGGUGAUCUCCCGACAGGACAGGGACAUGAGAGCAAAGGCUGAAGAGCUCAAGAAAGAAGAGGCCUGUGGAAAAGUAAAAUUCAUCAGCAACCUCCAAGUGGCUGAGGAUCCAUCCUCAUGAGAGCAGGAAUGGCCAGCAAUGGGCACAGCUUUGUGGCUGCCCCAGCUUUGGGAUGGGCCGUGGGCCUGGAGCAGGAGCAGCUCUUGAGGGCCCCAAGGCCGGGGCUGUGGUGCUGGCCUGGGCAGAUGGGAUGGCAGGAGGGGCUGCAGAGCUGCCAGGAUCUCCUGGAGAGGGGAGCAGGGCACCCAGGGAGCCUCCUUUUCCUUUGGCCAGGCACUUUCCCCCAUGGCUGGGGCUGAGGCCUCUCUGAGCUGCAGCUGCUGCUGUGCCCUGCAGAGGGGCUGAGGCCGUGGGGCAGUGCCCAGAGCAGCCUGCCCUGAGCAGAGCUGUGGGGCCAGAGCUGGCUGGGCUGUGCUGGGGAGAGGCCCUGGCUGCUGCCGAGAGCUCAGGGCAGCUGGGACAGCUUGGAGGGAGCUGGGCUGGGCUCAGAGAGCCUGCCAGAGAAACCAGCAGUGUCCAUCUCAGCCUGGGUGAGCGUGCAGGGACAGGACUCAGCCCAGGCCCUGUGGGGCAGGGCCAGCGCCUACAGGGCAAGGGAUUGAAAACAGGCAAGUGGCCGAGAGAGGAGGCUGCUCUGUGCCCUUGGUGGCAUGAGCAGGGCAGGGAGGGGGCCCAGGACAUUUGUCACCGCCAGGCUCUGUCCCCAGGUGCUGCCAGCCCUGGCUGCUGAGCCCAGGUUUGGCCUGGGCUGAGUUUGGCUGUGGCCCAGCUCCAUCCUCCUGCAGGGCUCAGGGCCUGUUGCUGGCCAUGGCCAGCCCUGCCCGGCCUCUGUGCUGGCCCAGAGCCCGGCAGAGCCCGGGGCAGGGCUGUGUGUGCAGGCCCACAGGUGCCACGGGCUCUGCAGGAGCUGGGAGAGGCUGCCCAGCAGGGAGGCCAUGGGGCACAGAGACCCAGGGCUGCUGUGGGCACCAUGGCACAGGGGCCGUGCCCACCCGCAAUGCUCCUGCCCUGGGCUGGGCCUGCCCAGGGGCUGGGGCACCAUGGCUGAGCCAGCGGGGCACAAAGGGGCCACGGAGCCGCUGCCGGGGCUGGCAGCAAGGCCAGGCACAGACAAGGAAUUGCUGAGCAUGGCCUGUGCUGGCCAGGGCUGGCUGUGGCAAGGGCAGAGCUCAGCUGCCCUUGGUGGCUGCAGGAAAAGUCCAGAGCCCAAAGAGCCUCCAUGGCUGUGCUGGAGACCAAGGCUGCAGGAGGGAAAGGCAGGGCUGCUGUGGGAUGGGGAGGGCAUUGAAUUCCAGCAGACACCACAGAUGGGAGGCUUAGCAAGGCUUGAAGAGAAGAGAAGCUUCACAAGCCUCCAAAGGGGGAUGUUACCAGAUGAAAAACCAUCUCCAGCUGGUGAGCACACACAGUUCUUGUUCUUCAAAACCCCCUGGCCCAUGGAACUGCACCAUGCCCGUUGUGUAAGAAGAAUUGGAAACCGACCGGCUCCAGUUGUGCCAACUUUUACCAGUUCACCGGGCAGUCAGGUCUGACUCUGGCAUCACCGAGCACCAGGGACCACCAAAGAGACCCCCAGGACAGAAGAACACAGCUGUGAAGGUAAGAGAAAAUAUGUUAAUGAUUUCAGAGAAAUGAUUAUCAUAUGUAUGUUUAUUCUGUGACAGUCAGUGGAUAUGGAUGUAAAAUACAGUCCACAAGCAGGAACUUUCCUGUACCCAGCAUGCACACCUUUGGGAAGAGCUAUUCCGCCUUGUGCAUCUGGCUGAAUAAAGAAUGCUGCUUCUCACUGCUCCCUUGCUGUGAAGCAGUUUCUUUUAUUUUUUCCCAUUUUUGGUAGCAGAGUCACAAUGGACCCUUGGUUCCAUGAUGCCCCAUAGUGUCACCAUGGUCUCCUUGGUUCUGCAGUGUCACCAUGGGCCCUUUGUUCCAUGAGGUUCUGUAGUAGAACAUGGUCACCUUGGUUCCGUGCGGUUCCAUGGUGUCACCAUGGACCAGGGUUCCACAAGGCCUUGCUGUGUCAGAAGGGCCCCUUGGUUCCAAGAGGUUCCUCAGUGUCACCAUGGACCAUUGGUUCAAUGUGGCCCCAAUGUGCCAAAAUGGAUUUUGGUUCCGUGGGGUUCUGCUGUGUCAAAAUGGACCCUUUGUUCCAUGAGUUUGCCCAGUGUCACAGCUGACUCCUUGGUUCUGUGAGGCCCUGCAAUCAGCAAGGCUCUGAAACAUCAGAGUAAGUCUCCUUAACACUAAUUUAGUGUUUAAGAGGGUAUCAUUUAUUCAGGCCUGAGGUCCAACAUGGGAUAACUCCUAACCUGACAUGGACAUGUGAUUCUCCCAGUGUGUUGCUUUUACACAGUGGCUAAAUGCAUAUUACAAUUUACCCACUUCCAUAAAACCAAACCCCGAGUUCCCAGAUUCAGUCCUUGUUUUUCCCAUCACUGCACCCUUGAGCCAGAUGUCUUCUUUUCUCUCAACCAUCCUUGUUGAGAAAGCAGGCCCUGCAUGCCUUGUUCCUGUGCUAGAAUUUCACAGGCACGGUAAAAAUUGAAUGAACCCUUUUGGUAUCAAGGCCAAGGCUUUGUGUGGCCAGGCAGAGGCAGGCAGGACGCAAAGCUGUCAGCAAAGGAAGGGCCCAAAGAGCUGGGGCAGCCGGGGGAUGACGACAGCCUGCAGGGCCAGAGGCGCAGGGCAUGGACACCGUAGGGCAGCCUGGGCUGGAGAGGGCACAGGGAUGGGCAGCAGCUGCAAGGCCCUGCCAGAGGCAACUUGUGCAGCCCUUUGGCCAUGGCUGCUGGCCCUGGGCCUGAGCCAUGAGGAGGAGACAAGUGACCCUGGCAGCCCUGGGGCCUCAUUGCCUCCUUGUCCCUGCUCAGCAGCCUGGCAGGGGCCGCCCCAUGGUGCUGCCCUUGGCAUUGCACAUCCCCACAUGCCAGUGGCCCGGGAAGAGCCCUGAGCAAUGAGGGAGGGACAGCAUCUGCCUUGCCAGGGGCUGGGGCUCAGCCCUUGGCCCUUGGCACUCCUGAAACACAUCCAGCUUUGCUCAGCACCACAGACACCUUUCCCUUGCUUGUCCCCACCUGUCAUCAGUGCCUGCAGUGUUCUGCUCUCCCUGGAACCUGGGGACACUUUCCCAGUUGAGUGCCUCAGUGGGACCCAUUAAAACUUCAAGAAACUUUGAAUUGAAACUUUAAAUUGGAGUGCCAAUUUAACUUUGAGUUAAACUUCUUGAGAAGUUUUUUGAACACUCUCUCAGGGACUGAGUCUGGUGGAAACAAUACCAAAGCCCUGAGAGGGUCAUUAAAAUCCUGGUGCUGUUGCUGAGCUGGGCCGAGCUCCUGGCACAGAGGCAGCUCCUGGCAACCAAGAAGAGCUUCAAAAAGACAUUUCUCCUGAUGAGCAGCUUUUCUCCCAGCCCAGCAGGGCUGAGGGCACUGCCUGCAGCUACCUGGGUGCCUUAAAGCAACUGGAAGGACAAGUCUGAGCUUCUUCAUGGAGAAAUGCUCCCAACUGCUGGCACAUCCACCAUGUCCAGAGUGAAGAAAUGCCCAACAGCAGCUCCUUCAGCCACUUCCUCCUGCUGCCACUGGCAGACACACGGCAGCUGCAGCUCCUGCACUUCUGCCUCUUCCUGGGCAUCUCCCUGGCUGCCCUCCUGGGCAACACCCUCAUCAUCAGUGCCAUAGCCUGCAGCCACCACCUGCACAGCCCCAUGUUCUUCUUCCUGCUCAACCUGGCCCUCACUGACCUGGGCUGCAUCUGCACCACUGUGCCCAAAGCCAUGCACAAUUCCCUCUGGGACACCAGAGAAAUCUCCUACUCAGGAUGUGCUGCACAGGUGUUUCUGUUUGUCUUUUUCAUCUCAGCAGAGUGUUGUCUCCUGAUCAUCAUGUGCUACGACCGCUACGUGUCCAUCUGCAAACCCCUGCACUACGGGACCCUCCUGGGCAGCAGAGCUUGUGCCCACAUGGCAGCAGCUGCCUGGGCCAGUGCCUUUCUCAAUGCUCUGCUGCACACAGCCAAUACAUUUUCCCUGCCCCUGUGCCAGGGCAAUGCCCUGGGCCAGUUCUUCUGUGAAAUCCCACACAUCCUCAAGCUCUCCUGCUCCAAAUCCUACCUCAGGGAACUUGGGCUCAUUGUCCUAAGUGCUUUUCUAUAUUUUGUCUGUUUUGUGUUCAUUGUUUUCUCCUAUGUGCAGAUCUUCAGGGCUGUGCUGAGGAUCCCCUCUGAGCAGGGUCGGCACAAAGCCUUUUCCACCUGCCUCCCUCACCUGGCCGUGCUCUCCCUGUUCCUCAGCACUGGCUUUUUUGCCAACCUGAGGCCCCCCUCCAUCUCCUCCCCAUCCCUGGAUCUGGCAGUGUCAGUUCUGUACUCAGUGGUGUCUCCAGCCCUGAACCCCCUCAUCUACAGCUUGAGGAACCAGGAGCUCAAGGCUGCCCUGAGAAAAUUGAUGACCUAUUUUCAGAAGUAUUAAACUUUCUCUUUUCUGCUGCAGAGCCUUUUGAAUGUAACUCUUUGGAAUCUCAGCCUUAGUUUUCCCUAUUUCUGCAUUUAUUCAUUGGUAACUUUCUACUUUUGUGUGAUUUACAAAUACUGUAGUAUUACUUUUUGUAUUUCUUCAUGAAUAUCUACCUUUCUUUUGAAACACAAAGACCUGCAAGAGGUCUGUUCCCUGUGCAUUUAAAUAAAAACAAGUGCCUGCCCUGACCUGUGUCCAGGAUCAUUCCUCAGCCUUCUCUGGCUCUGCAGUGAAUGAUUUUGAGUACCUUAACACCUCAAGGGUUAAAGGUUUGCAGGUUAAAUGGGCUAACUUAAUGCAGUUACUGCUGUGGAAAGUGUUUUAUGUUCAACUGGAUGUUGUAUUAAAUGCUUUGCCCAAGUCCCUUGGUUCUCUGUACUUUGCCAGUAAAAUUCUGUGUGGUUUUCACCUCUGAGCUCCGUUGGUCAGAGCAUGGUGCUGAUAUCAGCGAGGCUGUGGCUUCAAUGCCUCUGUGGGCCAUUCACCUGACAGCUGGAAUUGCUGGUCCUUGGGGGUCCCUUGCAACUAAGAAUAUUCUUUGCCUCAGUGUCCCUUGAGAAUAUCUGCUGGGGGUUUGUCCCGUGCACCAAAGGCAAGUCAAGGAGCCUUUGGUUGCCGCCAUCAUUGGAGUGUUGUGGCUGUUGCAGCCCCGCAGGCUCCCAGUGGCCUCUUGUUUCCGUCAGGCCCUGCUGGCUCCCGCUGGCCCUUGGUUCCAUGAGGAUCUGCAGGGUCCCACAGGUUGAUGGCAUUUGUCCUUGCUGCCCCUCACAUCCCCCUGCCCCACAAACAGCCCCGAGCCCCCCGUGAGGGACAGGCCCUGCUGUGCCAGGCCUGGGCUCAGGGCUUGGCCUUUCUGCUGCCUCCAGCCAGCCAGGGCUUGCUCAGCAUUGCAGUUCCUGCUCACAGCCUUUGGCUCCCUGCAGUCCUGGCCUCCAGGAUCUGCUCUCCCCACUCCCUGGGGAGCCUUUGCCACUCCCUGCCCUCACUGGGGCCACUGAUGCUCCAAGGGACUUGGACUUUGCCUUUGGACUCCUGGAGCAGCUUCUUCACCCUUCUCUCAGUGCCUGAGGCUCCUGGGCUCAGCCCCAAAUCCUGCGUGGGGCUGAUUCAAGUUAGAAUCAUGUCCACACUUUUAUUAACAUGAGUUAAUGACAAGCUCCUGGUUUCAUUACUUCCCAUUUUGACCCCAAAUUCCCUUUUUCUUAGAUCCAAAAUAAACCUUUUUGGCCCCAAAAUCACACUUUUGGGA